GUCGCAUUCACGAACUUGAGAGUCAGGUCUUUGUUAUCCUACGCAUCUUACCAUCGAAGACCACGCUUUCUCCUCCAAAACACACAAGACACCUGUACCUUGUACCAAUGUCUGAUAUCGAGUCGAUCUACCAAAGUCUCGAAGACAAGGCUUGUGCGGUCCCUCGCUAUGAACUAGCUGGCCUACUGUUCGGAUUUCUGAAGAAUGGCGCGGAUAUUGGCGUCCAGAAAGCAACCGACAAAGUCAGAGCCAACUGGUGCACGAUACAUCCGGCCACCAGGACCAAACAAUGCGAGGACGACACGUUUCGAGAGUUCGAGGAACUAUGCAAGAGUGGAAGUCCGGAAAGCUUCAUCGAGGAUUCUCUGAAUAAGAUCUAUGGGGAACCUCUCUGCAAGAGGAUCAGCGACAUUGGCGAUGCCUUCGUUGCGCUCUUCCAGGCGGCGGACGCUGAUGGAAGCCACACUACUCACGAAGAGGCGCGCCAACGCAUAAGAGAUGCGGAGAGCGAGAUGGAGAAAUUCUACCAAUCUGGGAAUUGGUGGUUAAUGAGGAAGCUCGUAGGACGAGAUCUUUGGGAGUGGGGAAUGCCUGAGCAGGAAAGGGAGGAGGUGGAAGCUCGGGCCCGAUUGGCGAGGGAACAAGUAGUCCGGGCAGAGGUUGUGUUCUUUGAGUUAAAGAAGAUAUACCAGUGUCUGAGGGUGCAGGAUGGAAUUUCAGAUCGGAUUGGAAGUUAGAGGGUGGAAGAUGUUGACGUUGCAGUUGAGGGGGCGGACGGCUUGGACUGAUUGAGAAUCUCCUACCUAUUCAGGAAUGUAUGUUAAUGAUAAUGGAAGAACUACCAAGGGAG
Trematosphaeria pertusa is the source of this 850-nucleotide messenger RNA. RefSeq lists its product as uncharacterized. Bases 108 to 737 code for a protein of 209 amino acids. The transcript has a single exon. NCBI's taxonomy places the organism in Eukaryota, Fungi, Ascomycota, Dothideomycetes, Pleosporales, Trematosphaeriaceae. The record is from RefSeq and is a predicted model, not a curated record.